AUGAUCACCGGCCGUACCUUCUACACCUGGAAUGGAAGAGAAAAAUGUCCAAAACUUUUUAAAAUAAAAGAGGGUCUACAACAGGGGACAGUAAACUCUCCAACACUCUUCAACAUCUUCACCAGCCAAACAUUGAACGCUUUCAAGCUGAAUCAAGACAAUAACACCUACUCGAUAGCGUAUGCAGACGACUUGAUCCUAUAUGUCGCUGCAAAAUAUCCAGAGCCACUGAAAGACCAGCUUGAAAGAUUAGUAAAUAAAAUAAACAACUACUACGCCUUGUGGAACCUACGUGUCAGCCCGGCAAAAUGUGAGACAAUAGUGUUCAGAAGACCAGCCAGAUUCGUGACCAAGGCCAAGAGAAUCAACAAUGACAACUUCAUCAUUGAAACAUUCCACCCAGUUUCAAGAGAACUCACCAAAGUCUCUACUAAAAGCAUCGUUAAAUACCUGGGCAUAAACAUAGACUACCUGGCUAAAUGUAACUCACAUCUUGAUGCGCAGCUGAAAAAAGCCCGCAACACCUACAAGUCACUGGGCAGACUCUUCCAUAACAGACACAUCAGCUCCAGAGCAAAGGUAAUCUGUUAUCAACUCCUUAUCAGACCGCUGUUAACUUACGCAUCUCCCGUCAACUGGAACCUAGGCACAGCUCAAGCUGAAAAGCUAAGAGCAUUCGAAAGAUCCUGCUUAAGAACAGCUCUAAAUAUGCACAGACGCCCAGACACUGACUAUCGAGAAAGAUUUAGCAACAAAAAGCUGUACGAUGCUGCCACCAUUCCGAGGAUCGAUAAUCACAGGAUCACGUUGACCAGAGAUUACUACAGUAAGUUCAACCAAAUAAAGAACGAUACCAUUAAAAAUCUCAAGAAUAUAAGAGGAGACUUAAACACCAACUCCGAAAAGGGCAUGCUGCAGCCACAAGCGUUCACUGCUCGUGAUAAAUUGGGAUACAUCCAGAACAGUAAAAAUGUACCCAUAAUUUAUCAUAGAAGCAGGCACAAAAGUAACAAAAAUAUAGACCUGAGUACUUUCAAACUGAUACCUGAUAAGUACUCUAUAGCUUUGCCAAAAACAGAUGAAGCGGUCUUUCACAAACUGGACCAUAAAAUAUACUGGUGGAUCGACUCACGCAGUUCUGAAUACGCCAAGCUUUUGCUCAGAAAAAGAAAUUACAAUCAGCAUUAA
Molecule: messenger RNA, 1188 nt
Organism: Cotesia congregata
Lineage: Eukaryota; Metazoa; Arthropoda; Insecta; Hymenoptera; Braconidae
Source: the annotation of a GenBank genome assembly